AGGUACAUGAUAUUGCUAACAUAUGUCUUUGAAGAGCAGAGGACAUGGAUGCUCAGUUUGAAACCAUUGAAGCACGAUUGCAAUCUUUCCUUAGUCAAUUCCAGUCAGACUUAGGUGUUCUUGAUAGAAUUGUACACAAAAAUAAAAACCAGCAUCGCAGAAGCUCAUAUUUUCAGUACUUGUUAAAGGUGAGAAAAGAUUGUAAGCUUCUUCAAUCAACUAACUUGGAGGAAAUUGUUAACUCCUCCUUUCUUGUCAUCAAUGGGAAUCGACCUAAGCAAAAAGUUCAGCUCUUGGAAAGUUUAAAGAGAAGAAAAUGUGAUAGUGUCAAACAUAAUUUUAUGGUUCGGCUUCAGGGUGUUGCACGUUUACUUUCACAGAUGGUUGAGCCAAUGGUGAAGGCAGCUAUAGAGAUAUCUACUUUGCUUGCUCGAUCCUUUUUUAUAGGAUUCUCCAUGACUGUGUUGGCUAUACUUGCACGCCUUCGAGUUUUAACUCAACAAAUAUUACUCGAUGUUGUUUUAGUCUUCAACAUGGUUUCUUCUCUCUCACAAAAGCAGCAGCCUGUUAAACUUAACCAAGAAGGAAUUGAGGUCUUUAGGGAAUAUUACCCGAAAACUGAGCAAGAAGUUGUGUUUUUGGAAUGUGUGUGGGAAACCGAUAAAUUUGUUUUAGUUGAGAGGAAGAGUGAAUUGGAUAACAAAAAUCCAGAGGCAACAAAUGUUGAUGUCAUAUGUGAAGGUUUAUCAACAGUGGAAUACCAAAGCAUUGAAACUAUUCUUGGAGCCCAAAAACCGGUGGAUAUAGCAGCAGACAAUCCUUCUGUAGAAGACCCUGCCACCAUUAAAGCGAAAAAUCUCUCUUCGGUAGAGAAUCUUCUUACUCAUGAUUGCAAACAAGAUAACGAUCAAAAUGCUGAAAAAGAUCAUUCAGAUCCUUCAAGCAAGAACAAAGAACAAGAACAAGAACAAAUUACAAGUUUGGGUUUGGGAGAAUUUGCGAAACUUGUAGACCGGUUUCCAGGUAGGGGUGCUGCUGGUGCUUCAGACCCAUCACCAUCUCUGCCACAUCUCGAUGGUGUCGAUGUCGGUGCAAGUGCCACUGGUGCUUCAAAUGACAGUCCAACUCCCCAUUUGCCUCUUGUUUCAAGUACACGAGGUCCAGUGGGACUAACGCAAUCAAUGUUAGUCUUAAUCCAUUAA
Lactuca virosa is the source of this 1202-nucleotide messenger RNA. Lineage: Eukaryota; Viridiplantae; Streptophyta; Magnoliopsida; Asterales; Asteraceae. The record is from the annotation of a GenBank genome assembly.